Molecule: messenger RNA, 294 nt
Organism: Caenorhabditis briggsae
Lineage: Eukaryota; Metazoa; Nematoda; Chromadorea; Rhabditida; Rhabditidae
Exons: 3
Coding region: 1-294 (97 amino acids)
Source: RefSeq, a predicted model, not a curated record
AUGCGUGGUCUCGUUUUUAUCACUGUUGUUCUUGUUGCAUUCGUUGCUUCUGAAUCCUGUCAGGAUACCAGACCUACUUGUCCAUCCGUCAAAGAUUCAUGUAAUCAAGCUGAUGUUAGAAGAGGAUGUCCAAAAACCUGCGGAGUCUGUGUCACUGAUACUCCAUUCGUAUGCGAAGAUAAACUUGGAUUCUGUCCAAACUAUGCUCCGCAGUGCCACGAUGAAAACAUUGCCGAACAAUGCCCAAAAACGUGCAAAAUCUGUGGAUCAACUUCUGCUAGUCCGAAGAUUUGA